GAGUAUGUGAAGAACUUGAACUGGGACGUCCCGCCUCCGGGGCAGCCCGUGGAGUGCGAGCCCGGCGAUGGCUGCAAGAAGCCCUGCCCUCCGCCUCCGCCACCGCCGGUGCUCCCGCGUUUCGGCCCCUUCGGGCGCUUUCCUUUCUCCUUUCAGCAGCUGCCGAACGUCGAGGAGGCCCCGGGCAGCAAGACGUGCUACCCCAACGGCCACUCCUUGACCUUCAAGGUCACCGCGCCUGCAUGGAUGUUCUGGGCACAGACGAAGACCACCUGUCGUGCCUUUCGGGAGACCUGCUGUGCCGAGGCAUCCACCAGGCGGAAACCGGAGGACAUCUUCGCGGAGAGCUGUGCGACGAAAGAGAUGUGCAAGCCUCAAGAGAGCUGCGACCAGAUGGAGGGCAGACCGGGCAUCUGCAAGUACCAGGUGCUGGAGCUGAACGGCGACUAUGACGACAAGCAGGAGAACGAAGACAAGCAGGAGGAGGCCAUGAAGCAGGCCGAGGAGCAGGCGAGCAGAAUCAGGAACGCGAGGAAGAGAGGCAGGAGGCUGAAGAUGCUGGCGAGGAGCCGGAGGAGCAGUCCGACAUGA
Molecule: messenger RNA, 591 nt
Organism: Symbiodinium sp. CCMP2456
Lineage: Eukaryota; Dinophyceae; Suessiales; Symbiodiniaceae
Source: the annotation of a GenBank genome assembly